Messenger RNA from Caenorhabditis elegans, 691 nucleotides. RefSeq names its product Ground-like domain-containing protein (gene grd-3). NCBI's taxonomy places the organism in Eukaryota, Metazoa, Nematoda, Chromadorea, Rhabditida, Rhabditidae. The record is from RefSeq and is marked reviewed.
GGAUCAGUGUUCAGCUCGGCAGCGAUGAAGUUUCUACUCCUUCUUGGCGCGGUUAUAGCCGUUCGAGCCCAAUCCGACACAUGCCCAUCACUCAAGGAUCGUCAGCUUGCCAAGCCUGGCCAGCUGUUCUGCUGUGAUAGCACCAUCAAAACCGUCGUGGAGACCGGAAUGCAGACCCUGGACCUCUUCGGAGCUGGUGGACCACAAACACUUGGACCAAUCGUUCAGGCGCUAAGCACCUUCGUUCAGCAACACUUCAAAACUGCCUAUGAGAUUGUUAUGGCUCCAAAGGACUUUGUGCUCAACACACACUACAAUGGCACCAGUCUCUGCAAGUUCCAGUCCAACAGUUACACCUUGGCCAUCUACGAGACCCCAGCUAAAUACGAUAUCAACAGCUCCAGAGAAAAGUACUUCAACAAGUUCGCUCUCAACGACAAGCUCCGUCUGCCAUCAGUUUCCAAGCACCUCAAGCAAUUCUCCGGACUUGCCAACACCGCCACCGGAGGACUCAGUGGAUCCGCUGGAUCUGUCGCCGGCGGCCUUGCUGGAGGAUUCUUCGGACGCUAAGACGUUGCAAAAUGUGUGCAAGUGGAACCAUUGCCUGCUGUAAAAUGAAAAACAUUACGGGGAUCGUCAUCUUUUUGUCGCUGAAACCAGAUUUUUUAUGAAUAAAGCAUUUAAAAAUCAU